ACGACCCAGUGAGAGUGCGGAUAUGAGAAAUCGAGGUUGCUUUCGGGUCUAGUAUGAACUCUGGGGGGAGGAACGGAGAGAAAAGGCCCCACCACUCAAACCUAGAGGUGUCUGAUUCAAGGUGUCCCUCAACUUGUUUCCUUGGUCUUCAAAAAGAACUAGCAGUGAAGCAAGCGCAGAAGAUGGGGGUCUUGGCCUUUUAAACAUAUACAAAUGGCAAGGCCUAGGAUGGAAACCUUACGGGCUGAAAUACGUCCGCGAGCUACGAGAAUGGAGUCCGGGUCCUUUAAGGGUGCAUACCAAGGGGCGGAGUCUAGAGCGGAAGUUGUAGCGCAGCACCGAAGUCCGGCACUUGAAGGGCGGAAGUAGGUGGCUACUCUUGCAGUUAUGGCGCAGGAAGAGGAAGAUAUUAGAGAUUACAAUUUGACAGAAGAGCAGAAGGCGAUAAAGGCCAAGUAUCCUCCAGUCGUUCGGAAGUACGAGUAUUUGGACCACACAGCAGAUGUCCAGUUACACGCAUGGGGGAAUACUCUGGAAGAAGCAUUUGAGCAAUGUGCAAUGGCCAUGUUUGGUUACAUGACAGAUACUGGGACUGUGGAGCCCCUCCAAACAAUAGAAGUAGAAACUCAAGGAGAUGACUUACAAUCUCUUCUGUUUCACUUUUUGGAUGAGUGGCUUUAUAAGUUCAGUGCUGAUGAAUUCUUCAUACCCCGGGAAGUGAAAGUACUUAAUAUUGAUCAAAGAAAUUUCAAAUUACGGUCAAUUGGGUGGGGAGAAGAAUUUUCAUUGUCCAAGCACCCUCAGGGAACGGAAGUAAAAGCAAUAACAUAUUCAGCAAUGCAGGUCUAUAAUGAAGAGAAACCAGAAGUUUUUGUGAUCAUUGACAUUUAAGACACCGAAAAAAGAAAAGAAAAAGACUCCUGUGAAGGACUUUAAUUUUCUUCUUCCUUUUGAGAAGAUACCAUGAUUUACGUUCUGUAAUAUCUUUUGAUAUAUGGAAAUUUGCAAAAUAGAAAUUUUUAACUUAAAGGAAUGACUUUCAGAAAUGGAAGAUCAGGGCAACAGCCUUGGUCUGUGUUCCCCAGAUAUUCAGACUUUAAAGAAUUCUUCAGGGCCGAGCCCGUGGCGCACUUGGUAGAGUGCUGCGCGCUGGCAGUGCGGCGACGCUCCCGCCGCGGGUUCGGAUCCUAUAUAGGACUGACCAGUGUACUCACUGGCUGAGUGCCGGUCACGAAAAAACGACCAAAAAAAUAAAUAA
Molecule: messenger RNA, 1258 nt
Organism: Cynocephalus volans (Philippine flying lemur)
Lineage: Eukaryota; Metazoa; Chordata; Mammalia; Dermoptera; Cynocephalidae
Gene: TSLIG1
Product: zinc finger and BTB domain containing 8 opposite strand
Exons: 7
Coding region: 388-891 (167 amino acids)
Biological process (GO): tRNA splicing, via endonucleolytic cleavage and ligation
Cellular component (GO): tRNA-splicing ligase complex
Source: RefSeq, a predicted model, not a curated record